This is a messenger RNA of Juglans microcarpa x Juglans regia, 600 nucleotides long. RefSeq lists its product as uncharacterized. The transcript has a single exon. The record is from RefSeq and is a predicted model, not a curated record. Gene Ontology annotation, cellular component: plasma membrane. Bases 1 to 600 code for a protein of 199 amino acids. Lineage: Eukaryota; Viridiplantae; Streptophyta; Magnoliopsida; Fagales; Juglandaceae.
AUGACAAAAGCCGCCUUUCCUACUCAGAGACACACCAACCCUUUGAUCUGGAUCGCAGCCAUAUUCUGCGCCAUCGUAUCCCUAGCAGUGAUCAUCGCAGGAGUCGUCGUGUUCGCCGGAUACAUGAUCAUCCAUCCGAGGGUGCCUUUCAUCAGCGUCACCUCCGCCAGCCUCGACACUUUACGUUAUGAUCAAGCUGGUCUUUUCGAGAUCCAAAUGAUCAUUGUUAUCAGGGCCGAGAACGACAACGCCAAAGCCCAUGCAAGCUUUUCGCACACCAGUUUCAUGCUCAGCUUUCAGGGGCUGGUGUUGGCUAAACUCGUCUCCGGCCCUUUUGAUGUGAGUAAAAACAGUUCCACCGAUUUUAACUAUGAGCUGCCAUCUUCUCAAAUACCUUUGGAUCCUAUGCAAAUGGAGGAAGUAGACUCGUCUUUGAAGAAAAAUGAAAUCUCGUUCGAUUUGAGAGGGAGCUCGAGAGCUAUGUGGAGAGUUGGGCCCUUUCGGUCGGUUAAAUUCUGGUGCCGCCUGGAGUGUCAACUUCGGUUCCAUACCUCGAACGGAACUUAUAUAAACUCCCGUUGCAGCUCCAAAUCCAAGUGA